Messenger RNA from Salvia hispanica, 1657 nucleotides. RefSeq lists its product as uncharacterized. NCBI's taxonomy places the organism in Eukaryota, Viridiplantae, Streptophyta, Magnoliopsida, Lamiales, Lamiaceae. The record is from RefSeq and is a predicted model, not a curated record.
UGAUUGAGAUUUCAUACAAAAACCCAUUCUUUAAAAUCCUAAUUAACAAAAAUUUCCCCAAAUUUCUACUUCAAAAACUGAAUUCCUGCUACAAUCAUCGACAAAUCCACUCCACAGACUCAAUCUCACAGCGAAUCGUUUGUUGCACCACGUCAAUUGGCAGUAAUUGCUGUCGUUUUCAGUGUUGAUUUUUUAGUUUGGAAGAAUGUCAACGAGGAGGAGAGCAGGGGAGGAGAGAUUGUACUACAGUCCACCGGCGAUGAGGCGGCGCCAACAAGAGCAAGCGGAGCUCAAGUCGGCCUCGGCGUUGCCGGAGAGGAAAGGAUCCGUUUCGGAUUCGUAUUUGGAUCGGUUUUUGGAGCACACCACUCCCGUUGUGGCAGCUCAGCAUUUUGCUAGGACAAGUAUGAAAUCGUGGAAAAAUCGUGGUACUCAGUUCCAUCCGUAUUUCAUUCUCGGUGACCUUUGGGAAUCUUUCAGGGAGUGGAGUGUUUAUGGAGUUGGUGUUCCCCUCCUUUGCAAUGAGAGUGAUUCUGUUGUUCAAUAUUACGCACCAUCCCUCUCUGGUAUCCAAUUGUAUGUAGAUCCAACACGCCGUGACGUGGAACAAAGGAGGCCUGGUGAGGAAAGUGAUGCUAAUUCCUCCAGGGGAUCGAGUACUGAUGGUGAAAGUGAAGGAACUGAGAGAGGAGCCAGUGAUGCUCAGGGAUCUUGGAACCAGAAGUACAAUAUUGAUCAUGGAUUUAGAAGAUUUGCAGGGAGAAACAACCCUUCUAUGGAAUCAUCUGUUGAUGGAGCCGAUGUUAGCAACCCCCCUGGUCGACUUGUCUAUGAAUACUUUGAAAGGGAGCUCCCAUUUCAUCGUGAACCACUAGCUGACAAGAUGUCAAAACUUGCCUCUCAAGAUCCUGGACUAAAAACGUAUAAGAGUUGUGAUCUGACUCCUUCAAGUUGGAUUUCUGUUGCUUGGUACCCCAUAUAUAGGAUACAUGUAGGGCCAACUCUACAAAAUGUUGAUGCGUGUUUCUUAACAUUCCAUUCACUUGCAAAGCCUGUUAAAGGUGGCUACGAAGCUAGUAGCAAGCUCUCACUACCCACCUUUGGACUUGCUACAUACAAGUACAAAGCCUUGGACUGGUAUGGGGAUGGAGUUUAUGAAGCCCAGAAGGUUAAUUCCCUCUCACAAGCUGCUGAUAAUUGGCUUCGAGUACUGCAAGUCGAGCAUCCUGACUACAACUUCUUCAUGUCGCACAACACUUACUGGAGAUAGUCCGAUACCAGCGGGAGUGAGCAUGUGUGUGUCUACAUAGCAGUCAGAUGAUGGUGGAGUAGUCGCAGGAGAUGCGGAAGUUGACAACUGCACCAGUAAGUGGCUUUCCUACAACCAAAUGCAGAUAUUAGAUGUUUGGUGAUGGAUUUUGAACUUCUGAAUGAUGGAUAAUUUGUCUUACUACCCUUCCCCGUCUCUUGCUUUUUUUUUUCUUUCUUUUUAAAACCGGGCGUCUUACUGACUAGGCUGCCUGAUGAUGACGAAUAGUAGUAGUAUAUCACAUGUAUACAACCUUUUGGCUAUGUACACCAUAGAGAUUGUAUAUCAGUAACCUGGUGCAAAUCGCAAUGCGUGGUCAUAUUUGAAUUUUGAAGUUUUUGCUGUGUU